AUGCCUAUCAUCAAAAGAUGGGCCAGCACAAAUGCUGUCGACGCUGAGAAGCUCGUCUUCAGACACGAGUUCCCGGUCAAGCGGUUCUGCAGGAUGGAAAAGCUCCGAGAUGCGCUUGGAGAUAUCUUUGGCUCGGAUGAUUGGGUUGUCGAGUACGAUGGAGAUAAUCUCGUCAUCAAGGUGGGAAGCAGGGUUGAUCUCAGGGAGGAGUUGAAGGCGCGUGGUAUCAUCUACAAGUCUAUGUGUACAGCUCGGGCUGUCUGGUUUUUCCGGUAUUUUGAGUAUGCCCGUUACUGCUGA
This is a messenger RNA of Fusarium proliferatum ET1, 300 nucleotides long. RefSeq lists its product as uncharacterized. The record is from RefSeq and is a predicted model, not a curated record. The transcript has a single exon. NCBI's taxonomy places the organism in Eukaryota, Fungi, Ascomycota, Sordariomycetes, Hypocreales, Nectriaceae. The coding region runs from base 1 to 300 and encodes 99 amino acids.